Messenger RNA from Gadus morhua (Atlantic cod), 4513 nucleotides. It is a transcript of the gene cdk5r1b, whose product is annotated as cyclin dependent kinase 5, regulatory subunit 1b (p35). Lineage: Eukaryota; Metazoa; Chordata; Actinopteri; Gadiformes; Gadidae. Gene Ontology annotation, biological process: brain development; axon guidance. The record is from RefSeq and is a predicted model, not a curated record. Gene Ontology annotation, molecular function: cyclin-dependent protein serine/threonine kinase activator activity; protein kinase binding. The coding region runs from base 24 to 953 and encodes 309 amino acids. Gene Ontology annotation, cellular component: protein kinase 5 complex; growth cone; cytoplasm. The transcript has a single exon.
CCCCCCACCCACCGACAGUCACCAUGGGAACCGUGCUGUCCCUGUCACCCAGCUACCGCAAGGCCGCCCUCUUCGAGGAUGGGCCGGCCACGGUGGGCCACUACAUGGCCGUGCAGAACAGCAAGAACGCCAAGGACAAGAACCUCAAGCGCCACUCGCUCAUCAACGUGCUGCCAUGGAAACGCAUCGUGGCGGUAUCCGCCAAGAAGAAGAGCUCCAAGAAGGUGCAGCCCAACGGCUACCAGAACAACGUCACGCACCUCAACAACGAGAACCUGAAGAAGUCCCAGUCCUGCGCCAACCUGUCCACCUUCGCCCAGGACGGGACCCCGCCACCGCCCCCGCCGCCGCCCGCCAAGGGCUCCGCCGUCCCCCCGGUGUCCUCCGUCAAGAAGGCCCCGCUGGGCAACUCCACCAACGCGGCCGCCGCCCCCGGGACCCCCAAGCGGGUGAUCGUGCAGGCCUCCACCAGCGAGCUGCUCCGCUGCCUGGGCGAGUUCCUGUGCCGGCGCUGCUACCGGCUGAAGCACCUGUCCCCCACCGACCCCGUGCUGUGGCUGCGCUCCGUGGACCGCUCCCUGCUGCUGCAGGGCUGGCAGGACCAGGGCUUCAUCACGCCCGCCAACGUGGUGUUCGUGUACAUGCUGUGCCGCGACGUGGUGCCGUCCGACGUGGCGUCGGAGCACGAGCUGCAGGCCGUGCUGCUCACCUGCCUCUACCUGUCCUACUCCUACAUGGGCAACGAGAUCUCCUACCCGCUCAAGCCCUUCCUGGUGGAGACCUCCAAGGAGACUUUCUGGGACCGCUGCCUGUCCAUCAUCAACCUGAUGAGCGGCAAGAUGCUGCAGAUCAACUCCGACCCGCACUACUUCACCCAGGUGUUCGCCGACCUCAAGAACGAGAGCCAGAAGGAGGAGGAGCGCAGCCGCCUGCUGAUUGGCCUGGAUCGGUGAGGGGGAGGCGUGCGGGCGGCCGGGGGGGGGGCGGGGCAAAGCUGAAUUCUGGUCUGGCAUUUUCUGACCGUCUCACUCUUUGUGUUUUAUUGGUACCGGUUGUGGCACAGGAUGUUGUAGUUGUAUUUGACAUCGACAUGUGGUUUGUUUUAUAAGGCUUCUGGCUUGGUUGAGGAGGCUUAGAGGGGGGGGGGGGGGGGGGAAGUCUGGAGAUGAGAUUAGUAAUCAUGAAUAAAUCUCUGAAUGUCUCAUUUGGUUGCAACCAAGUGCGUUUCACCGCUGUCUGAAUUCGAAGGCAUCAGGAUUUCAUGGAUCAAAACGCCACCAAACCAUCUCUUUUUUUCCACCAAUAAGAUGCUAAUAUGAUAAUUCAUAUUUCUAGACAAACCACGGGUAGAGACACCUCUUUCUUCAAAAUGCCAGACUCGGGUACAUCCUUUGCUACCACAAAUCUAUAAAUAUAUAUAAAUAUAUAUAUCUAUAAUAAAUAUUGAAAAACCCUAAAAACAAGACAAAGACAAAAAAAAAAAAGAGGUUAGGACGAAGCGGAAUGAUGAAUCUACAGCAAUGAAUGUGGAGCGACAGGGGCUGACUUCCUGUCUGAGGAGAGGGAUGUGCGCUGACUUCCUGUCUGAGGAGGGGGUUGUGCGCUGGCUGUACCACCGCGGGGGGAGAGGAGACAAUCUCGCGUGACCACUUUCCUUCACGCAUCACUGCUGAGCAGGCUCCCCGGCGGACAACCACCCUGGCUCUUUGAAACGCCAGCACCCACACAGCCACACACCCCCCACCCCCCCCCCCCCCGUCCACUGAACGAGACGGGACCUCUCUGCGGGACGCAUCGCCGACCAGCCAGGGGGGGCCGGCGGGUGGGAGACCCCGGGCACCGUGUUGAUCUGAGUGUGUCUGUGUCAGUAUGAGUCGGGGCAGGGGGGCCCGUGGGCGGACAGCUGGAUGUAAGAGCCGGCACUGUAUUAUAGGACCUUUUACCAAUAUAGGACGACCCUGAGUUGAGGACCGGUUACUCGCUCUGCCCGCAUAGGACCGACCUCGUUUUCCUCACAGAAAAAAAAUGAAAAGUAAGCCAACAAUUUAAUGGAUGUUCUCUUUCCUCUCCAUCUCCCCUAAACUAUGGAUGCUUAUUUAUUGAUUUUCUGGAAAGAAAAUUGUCCUCUCUUUUUUUAUUUUAUUACUUAAUAACUUAAUCUAAUGCACGUGUGCCAUGCAAUUUUACAGUUUUAGAAGGGCAGGAGCAAUGCCUUUAUUUAUUUGUUUGGACUUGAUUUUUAAGUGCAUCUGCGUUAGAGAAUGCUGUGAACAAGGUGGGGCUAGUUGAUUUAGCUAUGCUUGCUAAAAUAGGCUAUUUGUUUACAGAGAAAUUCUUUUGUACUUUGUCUAAAAGUUGUGUUAAAAAAAAAAGAGCAAACACUUUGGAAUGAAGGUUCAUCUUUGUGUUUAUGAUUUCUUCAGCUUAGUAAAUGUUACUACAGUGCCAUAUCUUUGAUCAAACCUUGUAGAUCAAACGGAAGCCGAUAGAUUGGUUUCAGAUGUUCAAUAUGAAUCACGAUAUGUAUACCGAUUCUUCAUUUGUUGCCAUUACGUAUUCUUCUAAUGACAUUAAUGUGUACAUAAAGGGAAAAUACCUUUUGAAUGGGCUAGACAAGAGAAUGAUUUUCUAGAGGCAAUGCUGGUGAACUUGUCUUUGGUGGGAAUGAAGAUUGAUGGUGAUUGAUACACAUGAAUGUCCGUAGGGAUUUGAGCUAUGAAUAUCGCGUUAAAAGCCCUCCGAUUAUUGAAGACCAUCGUUAAAUCUGACGUCACCAAAGUGUCAUCGUAAGGAUUGACCUUGAAAACAAACAAACACAUCGCAGACCCUAUGUUGAAGAGUGAUCCUUGAAGACAUCAAACACACACACACACACACACACACACACACACACACACACACACACACACACACACACACACACACACACACACACACACACACACACACACACACACACACACACACACGCGCACACACCCGCACACAACACCCGUGCAUGAGUAAAGUCAAACUGAGGUCACACGCAUAUCAGUAAGAAAUGAAUCGAUGACGUCACCGAGUUCUGUCCAAACGACGUGUUGCCGCAACAUCAACGUUCAUCCAGGUGGAGGGAUAUAACCCCCUCUAGUUCCCCCUGUCACAGACACCACCAUAGGUUCUACAGAGUAUUGGGACACCACGUUUACCUUAAGAGCGCAAACAGAGCUGUUCAUCUGAUUGGAUUAUACGCUCCAUCAUGGGUGACAAUCAUGUCGCGCUUUCCCUUAAAGCUUCUGCAAAUAUAUCGGCGGUUCAACCGCGCCGUACGAGCCGUUGUCAGAGCCCCGUCUCACGAUAAGGUCGGUCAACACUUGGCGCAACCGAACCGUUCACACCGGUCGGUCUCUCCGCGUCUCGCGUGUAAACGAUACCGGCGCGGCGCAUGUUUUCUUUUCAGCAGAGGUGUUCACCCAAAAGUCUCCCAGUCUGAUCAGCCAUCAUGAACCAGCCGGGCGCUACACCUAUAGAUGUCAUCCGAUCGCAGUUAAACGUCUCUUAUGUGUGUUGUGUGAAGUUGCGCAUGGCUCAGGGGGGCGUGUCCAAUGUGUGUGCGUGUGUGUGUGUGUGUGCGUGUGUGGCGGGGGACCCAUGUGAUCGGCCAAUCCAAAACGAACCUGUAAGUACAAUCAGUUCAUUGGCCCAUCAUCGCUUGGCAGGGCGGUUGUGGGGGUCUGCGUACCCCCUGUGGUUCGGUGCCAGUCCUCGGACCCCUGUCUCAAGGCGGGCGGACACACACGUCCCCGUGUCUCCAUCACACCCCAUCUCCCGAGCAUCGUGGCUCUCCUCAGCAGGGUCUAGUGUGUUCUACAGAGAAGGUCCCAUGGCUCUUCAGCACCAUGGAUAGGGUCUGUGUCCGUCCCGGAGCUCUGGAGGGUGUGAGUGCUUGUGACUCUCUGUGAACACCCAGCUCGGCCUCUGCUUCGACAUUGAAGACAAAACAAAACAGCAGGGCAUCAAAAGGAUAAAGGGUCUGAUUUUCUCCUCCGUCCGAUUCCUUCUUCUUUUUUUUUACUUGCAUAACUGAGUUGUUGUUUGAGAAAAUACUUUUGAAAAACCUACAAAAAUAUCUGAAAAAAAACACAUUAAAAGGGAUAGUUUAACAUUUCUGUCAAUUUUUCCUUUCUGUAUAUUGUUGAGUACUCUGUAGAACAACAAAAAUAGUUUUGAGGCAUUCAAGGGUUGCGAGUGUGCGUGAAUGUGUGUGUUGGAGUGUCUGUGAGAGGUUUAUUUGUACAGAUGACCGGGUGAAUUUUGUUUUCUUAGGGGCAAAAAAAAAAGCUGAAAAUGGAAUACAUGCCAUUGUGGUAGGAGGAGAGGUGAUGCGUGUUGAUGCUGUUCAAUAAAAUAUUCUUUUUGAAAAAGACAAAAAAGUUGUUCCUGUAUUUGAAACAUUAUCGGUUGAUUUCUGCUUACUUUGAUUUAUUUUUGUACUGUGAUGGAAAAAAAAUAAAAUGCACUGGUCGUACAAGAA